Morchella sextelata is the source of this 426-nucleotide messenger RNA. RefSeq lists its product as uncharacterized. The record is from RefSeq and is a predicted model, not a curated record. Lineage: Eukaryota; Fungi; Ascomycota; Pezizomycetes; Pezizales; Morchellaceae. The coding region runs from base 1 to 426 and encodes 141 amino acids. The transcript is spliced from 5 exons.
AUGCAAUUCUCAAUCAACCAGAUGCUUGCCCUCGCGGCCAUCACCGUUUCUAUGGUGUCUGCUGUCCCAGUCACUUCCGUCGUCGAGAACCCGGCUCUUGAACGUAGGUCCAUGACUGGCAGAGGCACAUAUUACAACCAGUUCGGUGGUUUCGGGUCCUGUGGACAGCAAUUACCUGACUCUGCCUUUAUCGUCGCCCUCAGCAGAGCCUACAGGGACGUUGGCCAGCUUAACUGCGGCAAGCGCAUCUGGGCUAGGGCUCUUGACGGCCCUGGUAGGGGAAACAGGAUUGAGGCCACUGUGCGCGACACCUGUCCUUCUUGCGCGAGGGAUGCCGUCGAUUUCUCCGUUGGUGCCUUCGAUGCUCUUACCAACAACCAGAAAGACGUCGGCGUCAUCCGUAUGGAGUGGGACUUCAUUAAUUAA